Molecule: messenger RNA, 1583 nt
Organism: Bombina bombina (fire-bellied toad)
Lineage: Eukaryota; Metazoa; Chordata; Amphibia; Anura; Bombinatoridae
Product: myb-related transcription factor, partner of profilin
Exons: 5
Coding region: 350-1480 (376 amino acids)
Biological process (GO): regulation of transcription by RNA polymerase II
Cellular component (GO): nucleus
Molecular function (GO): RNA polymerase II cis-regulatory region sequence-specific DNA binding; DNA-binding transcription factor activity, RNA polymerase II-specific
Source: RefSeq, a predicted model, not a curated record
CAGGGAUUUAUUAUACAAGCGCACCAUUUCUGAUACAACUCCGGACCCUGUGUGUGCGUGUAUUGCCCUGCACAGAUUCCCGCGUCUCUCCGUUGCAUAUGAACACAUUUAUAACUGUAGUUGUAUGUAUGUUGGUUACAAACUGCAGAAGCACAUUACACAUGCACAGCGGUAUAGUUGUGUGUGGAGGAAAAACAUGAUUUCCUGAUUAAAACUACAAUUCCCAAAAUGCAUUUGAACUUGCACCUGGGAGCUGUAGUUUUCAUUAAGGUAUCUUCUUCCCACCAACACUUCCUGUUGAAGAUGUCACUUCCUUUACUGUGGAAACGGGACAGUUCAAUUUUGGAUAAUGUCUUCUGGAGCGUCUUCGAAGCGGCACUCAUCUCGAACGGGGAAGACCAAGAGUGGACGAAAUGUUCAGUUUAGCUACCAGCAGAAUGUUGUGCUGAUUGAUAAAAUUGUUGAAGUUUAUGACCUGAUUUUUGGCAAGAAAGCCAGGAUCACCCCCCAGAGCCGAAAAAAAGCUCUUUGGGAAAAAAUUAGUGAAGAAGUGUCUUCCGAGGGUCCGUUUAGGAAAUCUACGCUCAAUUGCAAGAAAAGGUACGCGGAUAUCAAGAGGUGGAUAAGAACUAAGCUGAGAAAGGAGAAAAGGUCAUCCUUAAAACAUGGAGCGAGCUCUGGCUAUGAGGUGAACCUUCUGAACUAUGAGCAAAAGUUGUUUAAGAUAAUCGGCAAAGAGAUCAUUAAUGGUUUGGGGGGACAAUCUAAUGCUGAUUUGCUGCACGUUCUGCAUAAUGAAAAUGAAGACACUAUAGUGAUAAAGGAGGAAGAUGAAGAGACCGGGGACACAGAUAUUCAGCAGGUCCUCAUUUGCUCAGAACCCUGCUCCGAUCAGCAGUCGUCUGCAUCAUCACUCUCAUCAUCCAUAGAGGAACUUGAUUAUUUCUCAAGUGUGGGCACCGUGCCAGAUCCCUAUUGUGACAAAGAUGACUGUGAAGAUUUUGUACCAAAUUCACAGCUUGCAAGUGAAGAUGAUGCUCAUACAGAGUCAACCCAAGUUCCUCAGUUACCAAUACACCGCUGUGACCCUCCUCCUAUUACUACUGAUGCUUCAAAAGGUGUCCCCACCCCUCAGAUUAUUUCCUCCUCCCCUGCAGAAGACACAUUAUUAGCAAAUCUAUUUCAGUCUGCUGAGGAUUACAGAGCAGAGCAGCAGCGGUUAGGCAACAAAUUAAAUGAGCAUUUGCGGAGACUUGUCGCUAUUCAUGAAGAGCAUCUUCUGAUUGAAAAGAAAACUUUACAAUUGUUAACCCAUAAACUGGAGGAGGAUUCUCACAGAAAUGAUCUUCUCUACGCACUGCUAGAGAAAGUUAUAUCUUCAACCAGUGGAGCUAACAGUCCCCUACACACGGACUCCAGCUAUGACAGGGUGGCAAUCACAUCACCUGUACUUGUAAAAAAAGAAAGUAAUGGUGUAUGACAUUUUUAUUUUUUAUAUUUAUUUAAAUGUGUUAGUACUUUAUAUUGAUUCAUGUUGUAUUUUGUUAUACGUUUCUUUUUAAAUAAACUAUUUUGAAAAAUAA